AUGCCACCCUCCAUUCACAAUGGCAUUCACAAGAAACAGCAUCGAAUGACGGACAUCCAGCAUCCAAUCGUUAUUUUGGAAGACGAUGAGGCUCCUUCCUAUCCCCAUUACAAUAAUACAAGAGAAGAGUCCACUUCCUUGACCUCUCUUCCACCAGCCUUUAAUCCCGAAUUCCUGGGAGUAGCAGCAGCAGCAAAGCCAGUACCAGCCAUGGCUCCAGUUCAAAUACAAACGGCAGAAGACUUGAAUGCUGUCGGCAUCAAGGCAUCAUCGGCACCUGUAACUGCCGAAACGGUAGAUCCUUUUAUUGCCGCCGUCUUUCAGCAUGGCUUUCAUGACCAGGAAGUCAUUGUGAUUGAUGAUCGAGACGAAGACGAAGACUAUUAUGACGAUUUCAGUCCAAGGUCGUGUUUGGACGAGCGUGACAUGCUGGAAAAACGAUUCCUUGUCCAAGAACCAAGACGCAAGGCAGAGGCUAGUAUUGCAGCAGCAGCAAGGGCUGUUGAUGAUGAUGACGAUGAUACGAGGACUGCUGCCACCGCAUCUGCUUCUACAGUAAUCGGGGGGUCAAAUGCUGCCUCGUCAUCUUCUGCAAGCUCCUCCUCCUCUUCCAGCAUGCCCUCACAUGUUUCUACAGCGCUUCUUGUUCCGGCAAUUACCGGUCAGCAUGUUCCACCUGGCACCAAGGCCAACCCUCCGAGUGAACCACGGUUCAUUCCAUUGACCCAACACCAGUCGCACUAUGAUCGUUUGUUGCCAUAUGCCCAAGUACUGGCAUUCCAAACCAAAUUACACACGCGGGCCGUUUUGGAACGCACCCUUCGCAUCAAACAAAAGCACGGCCCUUUGGUCAAGCGAGUCGUCAAGAAGUCUUACAAGGCCAUUCGAUCCGUCUCCAAACGGUCCAUUGCCUUGGCCGCUCAUCAUGGUCCAAUCGUGGGACGUAAGGUCAAACGAGCGUCUAUCCAAACUUUGGAAGGCAUUCAAGAGUAUGAAGCCAAUCAUCAAAUCUUGGCCAAGUCAAAAGAAGGCAUCCAGAAUGUUUGGACUCGACAAAUACGAGGAACACGGGCUUCGUUUUGA
Molecule: messenger RNA, 1083 nt
Organism: Cylindrotheca closterium
Lineage: Eukaryota; Bacillariophyta; Bacillariophyceae; Bacillariales; Bacillariaceae
Source: the annotation of a GenBank genome assembly